Molecule: messenger RNA, 432 nt
Organism: Lichtheimia ornata
Lineage: Eukaryota; Fungi; Mucoromycota; Mucoromycetes; Mucorales; Lichtheimiaceae
Exons: 1
Coding region: 1-432 (143 amino acids)
Source: RefSeq, a predicted model, not a curated record
AUGCGUAUCAGUGGCCACGCACAUUUAUGUUUCCUACCACCUGUUGACGAGCAAGGCACCUAUGCCGAAUUCAAAGGUCAUGUCAUUGGAGAGCAGCAAUCAGUAUACGGCAUUGCAGGACAACGGCUUUCAAAGUACAAUGAGCCCGACUGGAACGAUUGCCUUGAAUCAGUAAUCUAUUACGACUGCGUGGUCAAGGACUAUGAUAACGACAAGGAGUGGAAAGUGAUUGUGAGACGACCCAUAGGCAAUGAUGCAGCUGGGCUACUAUCAGCAACCAACAAUGAUGAAGAUGUAUCAUUAACGUUCUCUACUGAUCGACUAUUGGCUGGUCUCAAGGCACAACAACAUUGUCACGAAUUUCUUGGAAUCGACAACGGUAGCGAGGAUGCGAUUGUUUGUAUGGGCUCUAUUCAACUAGAGUUGCCGUGA